AGGCUGUGUCCUUCUCCUCCUCUAUGAUUGACUGGUUGAUGAGCACCGUGGUCCUUGAGGCUAGCUGCCAGGCUGAGGCCAAGUCCGGAAAGGGCACGGGCUACCUGAAGAGGGCCAAGACUGAGCAGCUGCGAGAGAUCUUCAACAAGUAUGCCUCCGUUGAAAAGCAUGGCGAGAAGUACAUGACCGCAAAGGACUUUGUGAGGAAUUACCUUGGACUCUACACUGAACCCAACUUCAACCCGUCGUCCAUCACGCUCUUGGGCGGCAUUCUGGACACCAGCAAGGAUGGACUCAUCUCCUUUGCCGAGUUCCAUGCCUUUGAGGGCCUGCUGUGUGUGCCUGAUGCGCUCUACAAGACGGCCUUCCAGCUGUUUGAUACGAAGGGAACUGGAAUGGUUACUUUUGAGGAAUUUAUGGAGGUGAUUAAACAAACAACGCUGCAUCAGAGAGUCCCCUUCAAUUUUGAGAGCGACUUCGUUAAGAUGUAUUUUGGCAAGGAUAGAAAUCGUUCGGUCAACUAUGUGGAGUUCAGCCAGUUCCUACAUGACUUUCACGAGGAACACGCAGUACAAGCCUUCAAGUCUUUUGACAAGGAGGGGACUGGCUUCAUCACAGCCAUGGACUUCAAUGACAUCAUGUUGAAUAUCAAGUCGCAUCUUCUGACACUUCCUGUGCAGAAUAAUCUUGUUGCAGCUGCUUCUAGCCAUAAAGUGAGUUUCCCAUUCUUCAUGGCUUUCAACUCCUUGCUCACAAAUAUGGAGCUGUCAAAACGUAUCUAUCUCAAUGCCUCAGGUGGAUCGCGUACACAGGAAGUUACGAAAGAGGAAUUCCUGCAUUCGGCUCAGAUGAUGUCGCAGAUCACACCCCUGGAAGUGGAGAUUCUCUUCCACCUGACGGAGUUAAUCAGCGAGAGCUCUGGGUAAGAUUAAAAGGAAGAGUUUGAAGC
Molecule: messenger RNA, 949 nt
Organism: Penaeus indicus
Lineage: Eukaryota; Metazoa; Arthropoda; Malacostraca; Decapoda; Penaeidae
Product: calcium-binding mitochondrial carrier protein Aralar1-like
Exons: 7
Coding region: 24-926 (300 amino acids)
Biological process (GO): mitochondrial calcium ion homeostasis; calcium import into the mitochondrion
Cellular component (GO): uniplex complex
Molecular function (GO): calcium ion binding
Source: RefSeq, a predicted model, not a curated record